Messenger RNA from Plasmodium yoelii, 888 nucleotides. Its product is annotated as PIR protein. The record is from RefSeq and is a predicted model, not a curated record. Bases 1 to 888 code for a protein of 295 amino acids. NCBI's taxonomy places the organism in Eukaryota, Apicomplexa, Aconoidasida, Haemosporida, Plasmodiidae. The transcript has 3 exons.
AUGGAUAAAGAAGUGUGUGGAAGGUUCAAGAAUGUAUGGACGAAUUUUACAUAUGAUUCGAGUGAUAAAAGCUAUAAAUUUACAAAUAAUAAUAGCAAUACCUUUUGUGGUAAUAAUAGUUGUGAUAGUAAUAUCGAAAAAAUUAAUGCUGUAUGUUUAUACCUUUUUAAUCAAUUCUUUGGGGAUUCUUCUUCGCCUAAGAAACAUAAUAACAUUAAUAUUGUUGAAUAUAUUAUGAUAUGGUUAAGUUAUAUGUUAAACCUAAUCGAAAAUAAUGAUAACAACAUCAGCAAUUUAAAACAUUUUUAUGAUACAAAUAUAAAGAAUGAUAAGUAUACAAAGUCUAUAGUCAAAGUUGAAGGUUGUAAAAAUUAUAAGGAACUUAUAGAUAAAACAAAUCUGAUGAGUAUGGAUAUUAAAGAUAUAUCUAAAUUUUAUGAAGCAUUUAAAUCAUUAUGUGAAAUGUAUACUGAAUUUAAUGAAAGCACGUCAAAUUGCACAAACAUUUCGCAAAAAGCUAAAGAAUUUGUUACAAAAUAUGAUAAUCUUAGUGAAAAUUCUGGUGUUACUAGUAAUAGUCCCUAUAAUAAAUUAUUGUGUACUUUAUCAAGUGAUUUUAAUAAUUUAAAAAAUAAAUGUAACGAUAGUUCGUCGUUUCCAACGAUAGAUAAAACAAAAAGUACUAUAAAAUGUCCUGAGGAAAUUUCUGACGCUACAUCAAGUUCGUCGACAGCAAACAAGUUAUUUAUAGUUUUAUCGAUAUUUGGUGCAAUAGCAAUUUUUUUAGGAAUUUCUUAUAAGUAUUCGUUGUUUGGAUUUCGGAAACGAUUUCAAAAACAAAAAUUAAAAGAAAAAAUAAAAAAUAUAAAGAAGAGAAUGAAUCAUUAA